GCCCGUGUUCAGCCUCCGCGAACUCUACGCCGGCGGCACGGACACCAGAGGCGUCGUGUCCGUUACGAUGAAGGGGCGUUGGGCAGAGCCCCAGUUUUUCAAUAACGUCGGCUUCUUCAAGCCCUGCGUGCCCGACGUCAACAUCGGGUCGUUCGGCGGAUACACUGACGUGUGCCCCGGUGGGGCUCGGAUAGGGGCCCAGCUGAACUACUCGACGGAGCACCACGCUGUGAUUACCUUCAUCGCCAAACUCCGGCGUACCUUUGUCUACGACGAUGAGAGAGCCUUCGCUGAGAAGUUGUGCACAGCAAAAUCCCUAGCCCCCAGCGUGCCGUUCGGCAUCGCCGUCUACGACAUCGAUUUUGACGACUACGAGGACAGAUGCACCUCCCUGAACAGAAACGGCGCCUUCAGCCGCCUGAAGGCGCUGAGGAAAGUAGUGGACUACUUCAAGAUGGACUCGGCGCCUUUUAACAGGAACGCCUGCACUACUUACGCGAUGACCUAAGGGGCGCCGUCGCCGCGCCCAACUGAUUACGCGACAAGUUCGGUCAAAUAUAACG
This is a messenger RNA of Rhipicephalus sanguineus (brown dog tick), 563 nucleotides long. RefSeq lists its product as uncharacterized. The transcript is spliced from 3 exons. Lineage: Eukaryota; Metazoa; Arthropoda; Arachnida; Ixodida; Ixodidae. The coding region runs from base 68 to 508 and encodes 146 amino acids. The record is from RefSeq and is a predicted model, not a curated record.